AUGAAGGAGGAGGACAUGGUAAAGCCUAAGAAAUCAAAACCAAUCUCCACUCCUCCCAAACAAUUCAAGCCAAGGCAAUCCCAGUUUGCACCUACCUCUGGUAUUCAAAAGCCUAUCCCUCCACCCAAGCCACAAGCUAAGUCAACUGGUGGAGUCGAGAAGAGGAAGAAGGAGAAGCCACAAAGAGACUAUAUUGCAGAAACUAUUGAGGAUAUAGAAACUAAAUCUGAUGAAGCAGUGAAAGAGAGGUAUGAUGUGAAUCUAGCAGAUGAUGAUACUCAACCAAAAGAGAAGUCACAAGCCAAAUUCAUUCCAAAAGUGCAUGCAACCAUUCUUGAUAAGAAGAAAGAUCAAUCUUCUAAGAAAACCAUGCUAGCAGGGAAAUCAAAUGAUCAAACAAUAGUUGCAGAUGAUCCUUAUAAUGCUAAUGCUGACAACUCUAGCGAAGCUAUACAGGAUCCUCCAAUGAUAAAAUGUGUUUCAGAUAAGGAAAAUGAGGAGAAAGUUGAUGCUGAAAAGGGAGAAGAUGAUGUGGAGAAGGAUGAAAAAGAUGCAAGUGAAGAGGUAGUAGGAAAGGAUAAAGGAGAGGAGGAUGAUCAAGCUUCGAUGAUAGGGGCAAGAGACACUGUUGCUGUCAAAGGAAAAUAA
Messenger RNA from Cryptomeria japonica (Japanese cedar), 648 nucleotides. RefSeq lists its product as uncharacterized. The record is from RefSeq and is a predicted model, not a curated record. The coding region runs from base 1 to 648 and encodes 215 amino acids. NCBI's taxonomy places the organism in Eukaryota, Viridiplantae, Streptophyta, Pinopsida, Cupressales, Cupressaceae. The transcript is spliced from 2 exons.